AUGUACUACAAUAGAAUCUAUCAUCUCUUCUACCAGUACAACCCGAAGGGAGCUAUGUGGGGCAACAUCGUUUGGGUUCACUCCAUCUCUAAGGAUCUCAUCAACUGGGUCACCCUUGACCCGACCAUCUACUCGUCCAAGCCCUUCAACAUAAAUGGGUGUUGGUCCGGAUCUGCCACCAUCCUCUCGGGCAACAAACCUGUCAUCCUCUACACCAGACUCGACUCCCAGAAUAGGCAGGUCCAAAACUACGGCGUACCUGCUAGCCUAUCCAACCCGUAUCUUCGUGAAUGGAUCAAACCCAAUGACAACCCCCUUAUGGUUCCUACCCCGAACAUGAACACGAGCGUGUUUCGUGACUCGACCACGGGCUGGAUCGGGUAAGACGAGCACUGGUGAAUGGUCGUCGGCAGCCAAAGGAAGCACCGAGGAAUGACCUACUUGUACCAAAGUAGAGAUUUCGUGAAUUGGUUCAAGGCGAAGCACCCACUCCACUCUACUCCAAAAAUCGAAAUGUGCGAAUGCCCAAAUUUUUAG
Molecule: messenger RNA, 537 nt
Organism: Malania oleifera
Lineage: Eukaryota; Viridiplantae; Streptophyta; Magnoliopsida; Santalales; Ximeniaceae
Product: beta-fructofuranosidase, insoluble isoenzyme 1-like
Exons: 1
Biological process (GO): carbohydrate metabolic process
Molecular function (GO): hydrolase activity, hydrolyzing O-glycosyl compounds
Source: RefSeq, a predicted model, not a curated record